AUGGACGAUCCAGCCUAUGCUAAUUACCCCCCACCACUGACUGCGGAGCAGCAUGAUUACCUAGUUUCCGCUGUUAAAACAUGGGCUUUGCAUCAUGGGCUCUGUGUCAAACCCUCUCCAGCCUUUAUUGGGAGACAUUUGGAUACUCAAGGCGUCUUAGCAACCAAUGCGCCAGUCACUCUUUUCCCGAGCCCUUUCCCCAGGGCUUGCUUUAAUCAUGCGACUACAAUCCAGAGAGCAUACAACGAGCUAUACGCGAGAAUAAGCACGGAUGAAUCAUGGCUUGGGGAAAUUAUUGAAGAACUUAUUGACGUAGAUGACUUCGUCGCAAAUCUCUGGAAGGUCCACCUCAGCGUAAAAACUGAAGGAUAUGUCCAACCACUUUCCCUAGGUCUUUUCCGAUCCGAUUAUAUCGCCCAUAGGCCCGCAGGCGCAAUAGAAUCAUCUCUAAGACAGGUGGAAUUCAACACCAUUUCCUCCUCUUUUGGAGGACUCUCAGCUCUCGUAACCGCAUUACACACGGAUCUCUUGUCAUCUCCACCAGGAAAUCCUGUCACGUAUCCGCCGCAUCCAAUUUUAAAUGACCACAAACCGCCAGAGAAUAGCGCCGUCACAUCGUUAGCAAGCGGUUUCGCAGCCGCACACAAAGCAUAUGGCGCAUCAAAAUCGGAAUCCCCACUACCCCUCUGUAUUCUCUUCAUCGUUCAAGCCGGCGAAAGAAACCUGUUUGACCAGCUAGAACUUUCCACCCAGCUCACAAAUAUCCACAAAAUUCCCGUCUUCCGGCUUGUGACAUCAGACAUCCAAAAACUAACCUCCAUCCCCGCUGCCAACCCCUCCAGGCCCCUGGUGUACAGCCCUCCCCAUGCGCCAUCCAACAAAUUCGAAGUAACUACAGUAUAUCUGCGCAGCUUCUACGGGCCAGGCGACUACCCCAAUGAAUCAGCGUGGGCUGCGCGAACACACUUGGAGCGAUCUGCCGCCAUAAAAUGCCCUUCAGUCCUCAGCCAGCUCUCCGGCUGCAAGAAGGUGCAACAAGUCCUUGCCGACCCCAACGCCCCCACCGACCAUCUCACCCAAUUCCUCCCAAACACCUCCUCUGAAAUCAUCAAAAAGAUCCGUGCAACCUUUGCCCCGCAAUAUGACCUCUCGACAUCUGGCCGCGGUCGCGAACUGGCCCUAGAUCCCUCAACAGCUGCAAACCACGUCCUGAAGCCGCAGCGUGAGGGCGGCGGGAACAACAUUUACCGUGAUGCAAUUCCGCAAUUCCUGCGCUCCAUGCCGGAGAAGGAUUGGAAGGGGUGGAUUCUUAUGGAGCUGAUUCAGCCACCUGAUGCGGCGAAGAAUAUGAUGCUUCGCAGUGAUGGAGAAGUAAUCAGCGGUCAUGUUAUUAGUGAGUUGGGCAUAUUUGGUGCGGUGCUUUGGAAGGAUGAUGGGGAAAUCUUGCACAAUGAGCAGGGUGGUUGGCUGUUGAGGACAAAGGGGAGGGAAAGUGAUGAGGGGGGUGUUGCAGCAGGAUUUUCGUCGUUGGAUAGCCUUGUACUUCUUUGA
This is a messenger RNA of Paracoccidioides brasiliensis Pb18, 1551 nucleotides long. RefSeq names its product glutathione synthetase. The record is from RefSeq and is a predicted model, not a curated record. The transcript is spliced from 2 exons. The coding region runs from base 1 to 1551 and encodes 516 amino acids. Gene Ontology annotation, cellular component: cytosol. Gene Ontology annotation, biological process: glutathione biosynthetic process. Gene Ontology annotation, molecular function: glutathione synthase activity; glutathione binding; ATP binding.